This is a messenger RNA of Corylus avellana, 687 nucleotides long. NCBI's taxonomy places the organism in Eukaryota, Viridiplantae, Streptophyta, Magnoliopsida, Fagales, Betulaceae. The record is from RefSeq and is a predicted model, not a curated record.
AUGCAACAUUUGCCCACAGCUAUUCCUUUUGCUUUAAUGGAUGAAACUUUUCAUGUUUCAAUGCUUAAUGGUAACAAUUUUUCUAACUGGAAAGAAAAUUUAUUUUUCACAUUGGGGUGUUUGGAGCUUGACUUGGUGCUUCGUGUGGACGAACCACCCGCCCUCACAAAGAAACGCAUUAGGGGUUCCAUCCCUGAAUGCACUAAAGCUAAGGCAUUCAUUAAGGCAGUUGAGGAACAAUUUAUGAGUUCCUACAAGGCCUUAGCCAGCAUCCUAAUGAAGAAGCUAUCAAGCAAGUCCUUUGAUAAUUCUAGAAGUCUGCGUGAGCACACUAUGGAAAUGAAGGACAAGGCAACUCAACUCAAGUUCCUAGAAAUUGAUAUAUCUGAGUCAUUCUUGGUUCAUUUCAUAUUGAACUCUCUCCCCUCUAAGUAUGUUCCUUUUAAAAUAUCCUAUAAUACACAUAAGGAUAAAUGGUCAGCAAAUGAACUUCUGACCAUGUGUGUUCAAGAGGAGGAGAGAUUAAAACAUGAGAAGCCAGAAGGUGUUCACAUGGCUAUUCAUGCUAAGGGAAAGACCAAGAGAGGCAAGCAUACCCAAAAAUUCAAGAAGGAGAACAAGGUGCCAAUCAAGAAAAUUGGCAAGAAGGAUAUACUUGUUUCUUUUGCAAGAAAGAAGGGCAUAUGA